Molecule: messenger RNA, 1104 nt
Organism: Chionomys nivalis (European snow vole)
Lineage: Eukaryota; Metazoa; Chordata; Mammalia; Rodentia; Cricetidae
Product: zinc finger protein 120-like
Exons: 4
Coding region: 1-1104 (367 amino acids)
Biological process (GO): regulation of transcription by RNA polymerase II
Molecular function (GO): DNA-binding transcription factor activity, RNA polymerase II-specific; RNA polymerase II cis-regulatory region sequence-specific DNA binding
Source: RefSeq, a predicted model, not a curated record
AUGGUCUGGUGCCAAGGCCUUUGUGGAGGGGUUCCUUUGGGUCCUAAGAACCCAACCAUUUCAUCAUAUGGAGCUAUGGUUAUCAGUCCCCAGACCACUGUGCUCUUAAAGGCAGUGACUUAUGAUGAUGUGCAUAUCAACUUCACUGAGGAAGAGUGGAAUUUGCUGGAUCCUUCCCAGAAGAAUCUCUACAAAGAUGUGAUGCUGGAGACCUACAGGAACCUCACUACUAUAGGAUACAUUUGGGAGGAACAUAAUAGUAAAGAACAUUGUCAAUGUUCUAGAAGACAUGAAAGUGCUCUUCAACGGCAUAAAAGAUCACAUAUUGGAGAAAAACCCUAUGAAUGUAAUCAGUGUGGUAAGGCCUUUGCUGAAAACAGCAAUCUUAAAUUGCAUAAAAGAACACACACUGGAGAGAAACCCUAUGAAUGUAAUCUGUGUGGUAAGUCAUUUGCUCAACACAUUAAUCUUCAAAGCCAUAAAAGAUCCCAUACUGGAGAGAAACCUUAUGAAUGUCAUCAGUGUGGUAAGGCCUUUGCACAUCACAGCAAUUUUCAAAUGCAUAAAAGAACACACACUGGAGAGAAACCCUAUGAAUGUAAUCAGUGUGGUAAGGCUUUUGCAGAACACAGCAAUCUUAAAUUGCAUAAAAGAACACACACUGGAGAGAAACCCUAUGAAUGUAAUCUGUGUGGUAAGUCAUUUGCUCAACACAUUAAUCUUCAAAGCCAUAAAAGAUCCCAUACUGGAGAGAAACCUUAUGAAUGUCAUCAGUGUGGUAAGGCCUUUGCACAUCACAGCAAUUUUCAAACGCAUAAAAGAACACACACUGGAGAGAAACCCUAUGAAUGUAAUCAGUGUGGUAAGGCCUUUGCACAUCAUAGUCAACUUCAAAGGCAUAAAAGGACACAUACUGGAGAGAAACCCUAUGAAUGUAAUCAGUGUGGUAAGGCCUUUGCACAUCACAGUCAUCUGCAAUUGCAUAAAAGAACACAUACUGGAGAGAAACCCUAUGAAUGCAAUCAGUGUGGUAUGGCCUUUGUUCAACACAGUGCUCUUCAAAGGCAUCAAAGAACACACACGGUUGCAAAACAGUAUGCGUGA